CAUUUUGGCCCAAGCCGCCACUGCUAAAGCGUUGGCUUCCCAGGAGCUGGCAAACAACAGUCAUGACACAUUAUUUCGACAAUGGGAAGGUGACAACGAAGGCCGUUUUCGACAGCUGGGGCGGUGCAAGCGCCGGCGUUGACUGGGCUGUUGUCCUUGGCUCAACGCUGAAGACACCGGAGGGCGACAAACCAACCGGCAGUGUAUUGGCUAAUAAGAGGCACGUGGCUUUGGUGUUCUCUGGCUCGUGGUGCCCUUGGUGCAGAGCCUUCGAGCCGAUGCUGGAGGACAUGUACAAGAAGGUGAAGGCGAACGAUCCGAACGACACCGAGAUCGUGUACGUCUCAGUGGACGCAGACUCAGUGGCAUUCGAUGAGGCUACUCGGGGCAAGCCGUGGCCGGCAAUGCCAUAUGAUAUUUCGCAAGGCAAUAGCACCGUUCCCGUCGGUUUUGUCCAGAGGAAGAUUCGCGAGGAAUCGGGUAAGCCCAUGGGUACACUCCAAGCGAAGUACUCCCUUAGCAGCUUGCCAUCUAUCGUUGUUCUCGACGGCAAGACUGGCAACAUUAUUUCCAAAGAUGUUCGGCAGGAGCUUGGCGACAAUCCCGAGGAUGGUUGUGCCUGGAAGCCAUCGGCACCGGCGUCGUGGCUAGAGGCCACGGAAAACGCCGGUGUGGACCGGGCUGUCGUCCCGGGUUCAGCGCUGAAAACAUUAGAGGGCGACAAACCAACCGGCAUUGUUUUGGCUAGUAAGAAGUUUUGGUGCAGAGCCUUCGGCCGAUGCUGGAGGUCUUCUGCACGGUGAAGGCGAGCGAUCCGAACGACACCGAGAUCUCGGCGGGCGCAGACUCGGCGGCAUUCGAUGCCGCUGCUCGGGGCAAGCCGUGGCCGGCAAUGUCGUAUGAUAUCUCGCAAGGCAAUCGCGCCGCUCCCGUCGGGCUUGUCCAGAGGAAGACUCGCGAGAAAUCGGACAAGACCAUUGGUACACUCAAAGAAUACGGCCUCGGCAGCGUGCCAUCCAUCGUCGCUUCCGACGGCAAGACUGGCAGCCUUGUGUGCAAAAAUGGCAGGCAAGAGCUUGGCAGCAAGCCAGAAGAUGAUUGUAGAGUCGUGGUUCUAGUUUGGGCCAUUAGAGGGAUAUGAUUUGUCACAUACAGGAAACAUGCUCGAGCACAGCGAGCAAUGAACUGAGCUUGUUCGACGUGUAGAACUGACGCCUGAGAUAGGCUUACAGACGCAGCUAUGUAGAAGUUUGCCGCCGCCACGGCAUCGCGAGCAGUAACAACAAUAAAUGAUUUUGAAAAAAUUGUCAACAUGUCCUUCCGCGCGCUCCGCUCCUUCCGCUCCGCGCCAUCGCAGACGACGAUGCGUCGCGCCUUUAGUAUGCUUCUGGAUGCGAAGACCAUUCGCCUGCGGCGGGCUUCUUCAGAGCCUCGCAGACUGACGACUUCCUUGCCGCCCCAUCACUCUUAUCCGCAACUGCGUGGUGCUACGGUAUUUGCCGUCGCUCCCUCGGAUUGGCUUGGGCUGCUGCUUUUAUCUAUCCGCCCUUCUGUUUUACCCCCACUCUGGUCGCCGUCGCACCUGUGCGUCCCUAUGCUCCAGGGAGAUCAAGUCUUGUGGGAUCCCAGAUCGGUCGUACGUGAUCCAGUCAGCAGCGAUUAAACAGCCUGGCACGUAUGUUGCAACAGUGGCAAAGAGCGCCCUGCUCGAUCCAAGACGGGUACGGACGGCAGGAGCAUGAGGCAUGAGGCGGGCGAGGGGAUCAGUUUUAGCCAUCAAUCGUCUCCCAUACCGUCUCUCCCC
Molecule: messenger RNA, 1804 nt
Organism: Prorocentrum cordatum
Lineage: Eukaryota; Dinophyceae; Prorocentrales; Prorocentraceae
Source: the annotation of a GenBank genome assembly